UUAACUAAUUAACUUAUUAACUGAUUACCUAAUUAACUUAUAUUGCACUCAGUUAUGGACCACCCCCUGGUGGACUCUAUAACGGAGGUGUCUGGUCUGACUGCGGACCGGGCACGUUACCUCCUCUGCAUGCUGGGUAGUUACCCUCUAGCUCUACUCUUCUCCACUCUCCUCUCUCCUGCACGUGCUAGUCCUACUGUUAGACACUUGUUUCAGCUUACUGCUGGCCUCCUCUUCUGUGUCUUCUGCUUCAGACUUCAGGUGCUGCUACUGCUACUAGAUACUGGAGUAUGUUACCUCCUAAUUCUCUUCUCCCCGCCCCGCCUAGUCCAUCUCACUGUGUUUUGGUGGGCUAUCACUUUCAUGAGUGUUUCUCACAUCUACCGCAUGUACACCGACUACAACGGGUACACACUAGACUUUACCGGUCCGACAAUGAUAAUAACGAUGAAAGUCACUAGUUUGGCGUGUAGUGUGUAUGAUGGGACACACCGCAAACAAGAGGAUCUCAACAACGAUCAGAAAAUAUUAGCUAUCAGACGCACACCAACAGUAAUAGAAUAUAUGAGUUACAUGUUCUGUUUUACCAGUGUACUCAGUGGGCCCACCUUCAACUUACAGGAUUAUCUUAACUUUAUUGAUGGGUCAAAUACUGAACAGGGAAAACCAGUUCCUUCUGGAAUACUUCCCGCAUUGCUGAAAUUUGUGGCGGCUGUCUUCUUCAUAUCCUGGACUUUUGUUAUCCCUGCAGACUGGGAACCUUUCUUUGAUGCUGAAUGGAGGGAAUCACACUCGUUCCUUUACGCUGCUGGCUAUUUGUACCUCAUGUGCUUUAUUACAAGAUGUAACUACUACUUUGCUUGGACACUAGCUGACAGUGUAAGCAACCUCUCUGGAUUUGGAUUUAACGGCUACAAAGAAAAUGGCGGCGCUAAAUGGGACAAGAUAACAAAUGUUUACCCACACAAAACAGAGUGCUCCAGCUCGCUCAAAGUGCUGACAGACAAUUGGAACGUUGGCACUGCAUUGUGGUUACGCAGGGUUUGUUACGAGAGAUCAGUGUAUGCUCCUACAGCAAUGACUUACCUUCUCUCCGCCACUUGGCACGGCUUCUACCCUGGUUACUACGGCUGCUUCAUGAGCGCUACUCUCUUCUUACUGACAUCUAGAAAGUUGAGAAGGGUUGUGAGGCCGAAGUUCCUGGGCUCCACCUCAAUUAAAAUGUUCUACGAUGCAUUAACAACUGUCUGCUCUUUGUUGCUGAUCAACUUCGCUUCUAUUCAACUCUGCCUGUUGAGCUUCGAGCGUAACUACGUUCUGUACAAACACUUCUACUGCCUGCCUCACAUCGUUUGUAUCCUGAUCUACGUUUUCUGUCCCAGUCCUAAACCGAAGAAAGAAUAAUCCGAAAACUGAAUAAUCCGGAAAGUGUCCGGAAACUGCCAUCAGUCUCCAGAAAAAAAAUUAUAUUGAUUUUUGAUUCCAGCAAUAUGUUGCGGCUUAUUACAAUUAUUAUUACAAUUAUAUGUAUUCACUAGGAUUGUGUCAUUUGUGUUAAUUACAUACAAUUAAAGGUUUUAGCUGGUUAAGCGAACAAUUUAGAUUUUACUUCAUAUCAUUAUUACUUCACUCUUAAAGAUCCCCCCCCCCCCCCCCCCCCCAUUAACAUUCAGUCCAUACCUAUUCGCGUCGUUUGGGCAACAUUCCUAGAAAUGGUAGAGAGCGAAUUGUGAGCUUCGUUCUAUGUAGAUUAUUAGU
Messenger RNA from Bolinopsis microptera, 1758 nucleotides. Its product is annotated as lysophospholipid acyltransferase 2-like. The record is from RefSeq and is a predicted model, not a curated record. Gene Ontology annotation, molecular function: acyltransferase activity. Gene Ontology annotation, biological process: lipid modification. NCBI's taxonomy places the organism in Eukaryota, Metazoa, Ctenophora, Tentaculata, Lobata, Bolinopsidae. Bases 55 to 1404 code for a protein of 449 amino acids. The transcript has 10 exons. Gene Ontology annotation, cellular component: membrane.